Knipowitschia caucasica is the source of this 645-nucleotide messenger RNA. Lineage: Eukaryota; Metazoa; Chordata; Actinopteri; Gobiiformes; Gobiidae. The record is from the annotation of a GenBank genome assembly.
AUGAAGUUUCAGCUGCUCCUGCUCUUGGCUCUGGCGGCUCCCUUCCUCGGAGUCACAUUUGCGAGUCCCACAGAGCUUCCCGCAGAGCUCGCCACUGAGUCUGAGCUGGUCAAGGCUGCCCCAGAGGAGGACUCGCUGGUGGUAGAGGUGCCUGUUCCAAAUGCCACCGAAGCCCCGGUCGUUGCUGUGGAGGAGGAUCCUGCUGUAGUCACUGACCCCCCCGCAACAGAGGCCCCCGUCGCGGCCGCUGAGGAUCAAGUGGUUGUGACCGAGGCAGCUCCAGAGGUGGCCACUGAGGCUGCGGAGGCUGAGACCGAGGCCCCUGUGGUGGAGACAGAAGCCCCAGCACCAGCCACUCCAGAAGCUCCAGCGGUAGAGCCACCAGAGGUGGUGCUGACGGAGGCCCCAGAGACUGAGGUGGUCACGGAGGCGGCUGAGGAGGUCCCCGAGGCCGUCCCAGAGGCAACAGUAGCAGCCGAGAGUGCACCAGAGACCAGAGAGGAGGUGGUGGUGGAGGAAGGGGAAGAGGAAGGCCUGAGCUCGGGGCAGGUGGCCGGCAUCGUGAUUGGCGCGCUGCUUGCUGUGGUCAUCGUUAUUGCCGUGGUCAUCGCAGUGGUCCGAAGGAUGGGCAAAUACUCCCCUUGA